AUUAACAAUAAAAUAUUAAGAGCACCGACUUUAACCACAGUCGUCGUGAAUAAUCAAUUCCAAAAACUCACCCAAGAAAAACAAACCAAACAUAAUCAAAAUCAAUCAUAACAUUUAACGUCACUCAAAUUAAUCACUAAUCUUAUUUUCUCCAUCGAUUUCAAUUUUUCACCUAAAUUAGAAUUAGGGUUUUUCAUUUUCCCCUUUUCCCAAAAACCAAGAAUUUCUCGCACAAAUGGUUGAAAAAUCGGUACUUUCAAUAACAAACGAGGAUUCUUCUUCUUCUAGUGGAGUUUUAACAAAGGGAUUCACCGAUUGGGUUUUCGAGUGUCACGGGUUUUGGCACAAUGCUGUGUUGAUAAUCGCUUCUUUUCUCUUCGUUUUGUAUUUGGCUUUUCAAGCGAGGAAGAGCUUUUACAAACUCACCAAUGGUCGCUCUUAUAUCAUAAUUUCGUAUUAUGCUUCUCUUUGGCUUGUUAGCAUUCUCAAUCUCGCUUGGUGCUUUUCCCAGGCAUGGGAGUGCACUCCUGGGAAAGAGCUGACAUGGAACUUGUUGUCCUUGUUUACUUCUUCUGGAAUGCUGUUUCUGGAAGUGAGCUUACUGGCUUUUUUACUUCAGGGAAAUAAUGCAAGUGGUGUAGAGGCAUUGACACGAACUUUUGGUAUAUCUGGUAUCAUUGUUGGUUUUGAUGUCCUUUUAAAGGCUAUAUAUCUAUUUGCAUUUGGGGUCCCCUUGUUCAUCGACACCGAUCAUGGUACUCCUCGCUUGAAGUGGAACUUAUGGGUUAUCCACAAGCUCGUGCUCACCGUUGUUUAUGGGCUCAUAUUGUUCAUGUAUCAUUCUAGGUGGAGAGAAAGGUUACCCGCAAGACCUGCGUUUUACAAGUAUGUUAUUAUCAUGUUCAUCUUGAAUGCAAUUGCAUUGUUUGCUUGUGGGCUUACUGGAAACGGCGCUGGUUUUGGUUUCUGGUUUUAUCAUGUCACUAUUGUGUCUUACCAUGCCUUUUAUCUUCCACUGCUGUAUAUUACAUUUCUGGCAGACUUUUUUCAGGAGGAAGAUUUUCACAUGGAGAAUGUGUAUUACUCUGAGAUGAAAGAUGCUGGUUUUUUCGAAUCAGACUGGGAGUGAUGUGGUAUUAACUGUUAGAUUAGAUUAAUAAGUCCUCUACUAAUUGCAGGACAUACCUUUCACUAAAUUUGUAAAUAUGUUUGUAGAUCGCUUUGUAUAUCCUAUUUCGGAAAAAAAAAGUUUGCAGACAGUAACCUCCUUGAGUGUUUUGAUUGGUUUAUCAAAUUACAACCACCGCAGGUUACAUUUAUAUUGAUGUUUUUUUGACGAAAGUUAUACUUGGGACAACCAUUAUUUUUCUUUUUACAAUAAACAACAGCUUAACAUUUCAUAAAA
Molecule: messenger RNA, 1405 nt
Organism: Medicago truncatula (barrel medic)
Lineage: Eukaryota; Viridiplantae; Streptophyta; Magnoliopsida; Fabales; Fabaceae
Product: protein CANDIDATE G-PROTEIN COUPLED RECEPTOR 2
Exons: 7
Coding region: 236-1129 (297 amino acids)
Biological process (GO): G protein-coupled receptor signaling pathway
Cellular component (GO): plasma membrane
Molecular function (GO): G protein-coupled receptor activity
Source: RefSeq, a predicted model, not a curated record